This is a messenger RNA of Spodoptera frugiperda (fall armyworm), 603 nucleotides long. RefSeq lists its product as uncharacterized. The record is from RefSeq and is a predicted model, not a curated record. The transcript has 5 exons. Lineage: Eukaryota; Metazoa; Arthropoda; Insecta; Lepidoptera; Noctuidae. Bases 10 to 603 code for a protein of 197 amino acids.
AACUCUAUUAUGGGGGAGUCAAUAAGUGGACUUCCAGCGAUGUAUGAUAGUGAUGCUCUUAUAAAUGAUGCAGUAAAUAUGGAAAUUGAAACAAUUGAUUUAGGAACCACUGCCAAUAUAAAUUUGGAUUUAUCUCAGAAGGAAAUUGUGAAAGAUUAUGGAACUACCAAAAACUUUUUAGAUGUAGAACGAGUACUUCCUGAACCCGAGCAGCCAAUGAAGGAAAACAUUCCCAACAAUUUGGAACUAUCAAGCUCAAACCAGUUUGAUACAUCCACCCCCAAAGCAAUGCUGAGACAGCCUGUAUCAAAAGAGUUGUCAUUUAACCAGAAGAAGAGGAAAUCGGUAUUUACUCCUUUGGAGACAAGGAAAAAAAUUGUAAUGCAUGCUGAGAAAAAAAUCGACUUGCUUAAUAAAAAGCAAGGUAGAGAAAUAGAUUUGGCCCAAUAUGCCAAAGAAGAGCACGAGCUAAACAUGAAGCAUAAAAGUGAACUUCAUGAACUAGAAAUGAAAUUCAAAAAUAAAAUGUAUGACUUAAUUUUAGAAAAAUGUCAGUAUGAGGCAGUAAAAGCAAAAAUAGAAUUAGAACAAAUGCAAAAAUAA